AUGGAAAUUGUUCAUGGCAAAGAUUUGACCUUUUCUGACAUCUCUCUAAAGCACCGUAAUAAAGGUCUAGCAUUCAAAAACCUGUUCGUUGGUCAGGAAAACACCCCUGAGAACCACCUCCUCGCUCUUGUCCGGUCAAUUGGCUUUUAUUCUCCGCGCCACAAACACAACUUUGACCAGUUUCGUUACGCCUAUAAGGGCGAUAUUUCCAUCAGCCCUGACAAAAAUGCCUUUGAGGGGGAGCUUGUCUACCAUCCCGAAGGCGUCCACUACGGGCCGCAGAAGGAUUCUGAUGGGGAGCGAGUGGUUCUCAUUUUACAAUUCGGUGGAGCAAGUGGUCAAGGUUUUCUUUCGUACCGCCAAUUAGAGGAAGGCCAGAAAGAGCUCGCCCAGCUCGGCUAUUUUGAGGGUGGUAAAUUUUAUCGAAACGGACGACAGGAAGUUGAUGAGCCACAGGAUGGAUAUGAGGCACUGUGGGAGAAGUUCAAUGGUCGACAACUCAUUUACCCUCCCGGUCGCUACAAAGAUCCUAUCAUCAUGAGUCCGGUCAACUAUGCGUGGCGCCCGGCAAACAAUUUAGCAAACACGGACGGGAUGACUUUUAAGAAGUCUCUUGGAGUGUUUACUGAGCGCGAAACCCGAGCAGAGAUGAUUAAGAUGGAGAAGCUGGGGCAAUUCUCUAUCGCUUCAGAAAAUGCAAUACAGCUGAUUUUUAUCUUGAGCGGUGCGGGUGAAGCAGAAGGGCAGCCGUGGGAAGAAGAGUCAGCGAUACGGGUCUCGCCUGGCAAAGAAGUUGUGCUUUCUGCACAUCGAGACACGGAAAUUUUGCUGUUUACCCUGCCGAUGUUAGAUUAAUACUAAC
Molecule: messenger RNA, 862 nt
Organism: Trichoderma asperellum CBS 433.97
Lineage: Eukaryota; Fungi; Ascomycota; Sordariomycetes; Hypocreales; Hypocreaceae
Source: RefSeq, a predicted model, not a curated record